Ectocarpus siliculosus is the source of this 822-nucleotide messenger RNA. NCBI's taxonomy places the organism in Eukaryota, Phaeophyceae, Ectocarpales, Ectocarpaceae. The record is from the annotation of a GenBank genome assembly.
AUGGGACAAUCGCAGCCGCCUGCUUCACGUUGGGGCCGCUACGGUGUGCCAUUCCAGACAAAUUGGCACACUGCUGUUGAUUGUUUGGUCAUUAUCAGCGGGAUUUAUUCAUCCAUCGUGUUCUCCCAUCAUCAACGCACGCACAUGUCCAAGUCCCUUACCCGAACGACGUAGCGAGACAUCGUAAUCCUACUGUAGUCUUUUGUAUGGCGUUUGGACGCCUCAAGCUCGAAGAUUGUCCGGUGGGUCUCGACGUUGGCAACUACGAAAAAAAAGAAAACUUGAUUACAGUAGUCCGAUGUCUCUAUCGAGGACAUCGCAACGAAACAAACACGAAAACGCCUACACGUUCUUGAACCCCAAGCACACAAUUGAAACCCACAUACGUCUUGUGUACUUGCAAAAGACCCUGAAAGGGAAGUUUACCUUGUCAAGACCAGGUGGUCGCACGGAAGCUCUAUUGCAUCAGUAUCACCCAAGGGCGGCCUGCUGCUUCAAAACACGUACGUGUGACCCAUCUCUCGACGUCCCGCACAACAACCAAAAAUGCCAUCCGCCUUCCUGCUUAUCACGAACCAAACCACCCAACAAUUCCACACUGUGGUGGUGAAAGGAAACUGCGGUACUACUGUACCAUCAAACCCGAAAACAAGAGACAACACCGACAACCAGAAUACGUCACGACAUUGCAAUAAUAGUACACUACAAUACUGAGCCUGGACACACCACGAUCCUCGCAUACGGAGACGACAACAUUUACGAAGCAAGGGACAAACAAUGUGUUAACAAACUUACAGAACACCGCUUGUUUCGACCAUUUCG